Messenger RNA from Xenopus laevis (African clawed frog), 1269 nucleotides. RefSeq names its product small nuclear ribonucleoprotein D1 polypeptide L homeolog (gene snrpd1.L). The transcript has 4 exons. Gene Ontology annotation, cellular component: cytoplasm; nucleus. The coding region runs from base 343 to 702 and encodes 119 amino acids. Gene Ontology annotation, biological process: RNA processing; spliceosomal snRNP assembly. The record is from RefSeq and is a predicted model, not a curated record. Lineage: Eukaryota; Metazoa; Chordata; Amphibia; Anura; Pipidae. Gene Ontology annotation, molecular function: RNA binding.
AGCAUGUAAGGCUUCGCAGGCACACACCAUUAGCCCGCCUGGAAAGAAACUUUGAUCAUUCUACCUAAGCACGUAUAUGAACCUCACAAUUGUAUUUUAUUUUUUCGCCAUGCAGACCUGCUAGCUUAUUAUUAUUGCAACCAUUAAAAGUGGAACAAAAACUUCCGCCAUCCACUCUAGUUUCCGCUUCCGGGUCCUGACGCGGGCGCUCAUUUCCGCCGGAUCAUUGAUUUGAUUCAAUGAGAUUGUAGAGGGAGAUAUAGUCAUUUUUGUGUCUUGUUUUCCCAGUCCCACUACUCUUUUCUGCCCUAAAAGUUGGAUCCGCGUUCGCGAUAAGAAGUCAUGAAGUUAGUAAGGUUUUUGAUGAAAUUAAGUCAUGAAACUGUGACAGUGGAACUGAAGAAUGGCACGCAAGUGCACGGCACAAUCACAGGGGUAGAUGUGAGCAUGAACACACAUCUAAAAGCCGUUAAAAUGACCGUGAAGAACAGAGAACCUGUUCAGCUGGAGACCUUGAGUAUUCGAGGGAAUAAUAUACGCUACUUCAUUCUUCCAGACAGUUUGCCCCUUGACACUUUACUUGUUGACGUGGAGCCAAAAGUAAAGUCAAAGAAAAGGGAGGCUGUUGCUGGAAGAGGAAGAGGGAGAGGCCGUGGUCGAGGCAGAGGCCGAGGAAGAGGUCGAGGAGGCCCAAGGAGAUAACCAAUAAAUGUGAAAAUGUCACCAUUUGAAGAUGUUUUUGUACAGUUUUUUUUUCCAUACCCAAAUGCACACAAAUACUUGAUGUUACUUGUACACUGUACUAGUUAAGUACUCAUUGCAGCUUAUUUACUAAUGCAGGGUGAUGUGUGUUGGUGCAGUAGCCAUACAGAAUUAGUUUUGAUCUACUGGAGGUAGAAAAAAAAAUGCAAUUAGUUGCUAUGUGUUAUUGCACAGGUGCCACUUUGCCCAGUGUUAGUAAAAUAUCCCAAUUGUGUGCAUUGCAUCCCUGCAGCAGAGUUAUAGAAGUCCUUUUGAUGUGAUUUUCUUCUCUGCUUGUUCACCCCAGUUAUAGCUUGUUUGUGUUUUCCUUGCACUGGGCAAACACAAGUAUUUUUCAGUUUGCUAUUUAAAUUCACGCGGCAAAUAAAUUUUGGGGGCUGCAACUGUAAUUCGGUAAUUGGUAUAAAACAUUGGCAUAGUUUUUGUUUUUUGUAAUUGAGGCAUUUUUUCUUUGUUUUUAAUGCAUUUAAGUUGCAUUUGAAAGCCUAAUAAAGCAGGUUUUUCAUA